AUUUAUUGUUUUGAAAGACUUUUUGCUCAUUUUUUGACGUGUUCUCAUAGAAAAAGCUCUCUUUUUUCUAUUAAUUACGCAAUGAAACUAAUAGGAUUAUUCUUAAUCUUGACUUUAGAAAGUUGCAUCUUUUGUGGUAUGUUCAAUUGUAUUUCUUUUUUUAUUUAACAACUGCAAAAGAGAAAUAAAUCCAUUUAUAGAGAAGAUAUGCUCGGGUGAGAAUGAUUGUGAAUUUUAUGAAAAUUGCCAAGGAAACAUUUGCAGCUGUGAUAAAACAUUCGGUUUAGGAAUCUGUGCAGAUGGUAAAUGAAAGAGAUUGAACAAAAACGGCCGUAAAUUAAAUAUUUGAAGGUCAAAUUUCAGGCUGGGAAAUGGUUAGGGGAAUAAGAUAGCUAUUGAUACGUACUUAGGAUGGUCCCAUCAAAGGAAUAGGAGCAUUGAAAAGGUUUAGGCAAAAACAAGGGCUAGGUUAGUGUUAGGGUAAAAUCAUAGAUCUAUGGCCGUUUUCUACCGCAUCCUAACUAAAAUAAAAAUGAAUUUUUUUCAUUUUUUAUAUUUUUAACAUUUGUUUCAAGGGGAAAAUUUAAUUUUUGAACCUGGAAAAACUGCUUCAAGAUAUUCGAAUACUAUAUAUAUAGGUUUUACUUUGGAAUAUUGUUAUAGAAUUUGCAAACAAAUUAGUCAUUUUGAAUGCGUUAGUUUCGCACGGCGUGGAUACUUUUGCUAUGUGUUUCCCAAAGUUGAUUAUCCUUUAAUGGAUAGUUUACGUACUUCACUAUUUAUUCUUAAAGACAAAAGAUUAGGAGUUUGUGGUGCGAAGAAUACUGCAACGCCACCUACCGAUGAAUGUUUUACCUUCUUAAUGAAUGACAAUGGAUGUCCAACAAAAAACUUUGAAGCACAUCCAUACCACAAAGAGAUGACUAUUGAAGAAUUUAGUUCAUCAGUGAAUCUUAGCUCUCAAAUUAUACGACAAUCAAAAUACAAUAAAACUGUAAAGAAUGAAUAUAUCCGACAAGUUUGCUUGGGAAACUCAGGAAUUAACAUUGAAAAUGUUGCCCUACACAAACAGGUUUCACAUCUGGGAUAUUUUAAAAAUCCUCUAUAUCAUCCUACUCAUGCUGUUGAUGGUUUACGUCUGAGUAAUGCCAGCCAUGGAACCUGUGUACUUUUGGAAAUGUUGGAAACUGUUCAACCCACUUUAAAAAUAAUGUUAAAUGCAUUUCAUGCAGUAAGAAAAGUUGUAAUUUGGCCAACUAAUGAAAAUGUCUAUCAACUAUUCUUAAUCUACAUGCAAGAUAGAAAUGAUACAUGCAAAGAUAACAUUCUUGUUAAAAACAAUACUGAAACAGAAGUUUAUUGUUCAGCCACAAUGAAUAGUCACGAUGUUAUAAGCAUUGAACAAAAAUUAAAGUCUCCCCUUUAUAUUUGUGAAAUUGAGGUUUUUUCAGAAAAUCUUGCCACGAAAAAGCUAUUCCUAACAAAACAGGUUUCACACAAUGGCAAACUUAAUGAUGGAUUUCUCAAUAAUUAUUUGAGUUAUUCACUAAAACAAGAAAUUUGGAUUGCUAUUAAUCUAUUAGCAUACUAUAAUGUCUAUGGAUUUGAUGCUAAAGUUCCGCAAGCUUAUUCCGGAAAUUUUGGAAACUUUUAUGUAGAAGUAUCCAAUGAUAAUCCUAGCUUAUUUGAGCAUUCAAUUGAAUCAAAAAAAUGUAUUGAGAUUGAUAAUUUCCCUAUACAAAGUGAAAAUUUUCAAACAUUUGGAUGUGUUAAAGGAGGUGUUGAAGGUCAAUUCUUCAAAAUUCUUACCAAAUCUGCUUCUUCUAUUCAAUUCUCUGCAAAUGAGAUUGAAAUAUUUGGAAUAUAUUUAAGAUCUUCUGAUCAGAAGAAUAAUAAUUUAUUGUUUCAUAAACCAUCUUGGGCUUCAAGUGUACAACAAAAUUUGUAUUCAGGUUUCAGAUUAACAGAUGGAGAGGACAAUGCCUAUUUCAAAACCAAUCUCCAAGCGUAUCCAUGGUGUAGAAUAGACCUACUAGGAGUAUUUCGAAUUAAUUCGAUGGGUAUUAUAGGCUGGGUUUCACAGCAUGCUUCAUUAUUUCACUUGAGAGGAUUAGUAUCAUAUAAAUAUGAUUUCUCUCCACAAAAUACAGGGGAUAGCUUUCAAACUUGUUUUAUUAAUAAUAUUCAUAUGUCGCCAAGGGAAUAUAGAAUAUGGAAUUGCACAAUGUCAAAUCCAACUGGUCGAUAUGUAACAUUUUAUUUGCAUGCUUCCAGUCAAUUACUUUUGCAAGAGGCAGAAGUUUAUGGUGAAGAAAUUAUUAAUAAUAAUUUCUAUAAUUUACCAAUAGUAUUGGCUGAUAGAAAUUCAAAUAAUACUGGUUUCCCAUCAAUUCCUCAUAAAGAUCAAUUUCCUUCUAAAGCUAUAGACAGGCUGCCACACAAUAUUUAUCAUGAAGAACUUUACUACUCUUGUUCAAGUAAUUAUCUAGCUAAUGGUGAAGAGGGAAAAUUUACAUUCCAUUUGGAUAAUCAUUAUCUAAUACAUCAAAUUGUUCUUCUUUUACGAAUUGAUUCGAAUGAUAUUCGAGAUGUUCAACUUGUAGUUGAGAAUAAUCUCUUUCCCGCAACUCAAAGGCAAAUAUGCGAUUUGCAGACCACUAAUAAAGGAUAUGGUUCUUAUCAAGCAUUCAACUGUUCUCUUGUAGGUGAUAGAGUAUCAUUCUAUAAAAUUGGUGGUAAUAAUUUAUUCUCCAUUUGUGAAAUAUACGUUUUUGGAAGAAAACAACCUUACAGUUUAAAUGAAUAUGGUAAUAUGGUUUUGGCAGAAAGAGGAUUUUCAUCAUAUUCAUCAGAUAUAAUAUUAAAUACUAAUUGUAAUUUCCAUACAAGAGAUAUUUACAUUCAAUUUCCAAAUAAUUACAGAUUUACUGCAGUUGGUUUUACAAUAAUGACAACUGCAAAUGUUAUAGAUGGUCUAAAUAUCUAUGGAAUAGAAUACAAUACUCCCAAUCUUUGUGUACAAGUUAAAUAUAACAUCAAAAUUAUAAAACCAACAAUUUUUACCUUCAAUUGUGAAAGUGAAAUGAUUGCGAAAUAUAUUCAAAUUAAGUCUAUCAGCUCUUUUUUCCAAUUUUGUAACUUUUUUAUUAUAAGUAAAGGAAUAAGUCAAAAUAAUCAACAAGAUAAUUUUAGAUUAGAGAAUAAAAGAUUAUUAAAACCUGCUUACAGCUUCUAUACAGAAAAAACAAGAAACGCUUUGGAAUGUUAUCAUAAUUGUUCACAAAAUUCACUUUGUGCUGAUAUUUCGUAUAAAGAAGCAAAUGCUGAAUGUUCAUUUAGUAUAUUUCAUAUAUUGCCUCUUUUUAAGCAUGUAUUGACAAGUUCUUCAAACGAUUAUCAGCAUUCUAUUUCACAGAAACAGCAGAUUGAUUCAACUCUAGUUUGUUCAAUAGGUUAAUGUAUAGUUUUUGUGAAUAUUUUUAUGAAUUGUUGACUGUUUCUAUUUGACAAUACUCUAAUGAAUGUUAUCAUACCUACAAUUAGCAAAUAUCUGUUUAAUGAAUCUGCUGUUGCCGUCUUGGAUGAAAUUUUUUUUAAACCACGUUUAUUCCAUAGAUUAUUGAAUUACUUUUGUGAUUUUGGGAAAGAUACCCCAUUUUUAACAGUUUAACCCUAACUCUAACCCAUCAGUUAUCUAAACUUUAAACUACUAUGUCUGUUUCUCCCUAUCACAUUUUUUUUGUGAGUUGUUUUAAAAAUUUUUGAGUGGGUUUCUAUUGCAAGAUAUUUUAAUAAAUACUAUCGUAUCAACAAUUUGUUGUGUAGAAAUACGUAUUUCAGGUUUACUGAAAUUCCAAAA
Dimorphilus gyrociliatus is the source of this 3859-nucleotide messenger RNA. Lineage: Eukaryota; Metazoa; Annelida; Polychaeta; Dinophilidae. The record is from the annotation of a GenBank genome assembly.